Messenger RNA from Peromyscus eremicus (cactus mouse), 778 nucleotides. RefSeq lists its product as uncharacterized. The record is from RefSeq and is a predicted model, not a curated record. Lineage: Eukaryota; Metazoa; Chordata; Mammalia; Rodentia; Cricetidae. Bases 109 to 717 code for a protein of 202 amino acids. The transcript is spliced from 4 exons.
CUCUACCUCAUAAACACCUCUGUACAAGUGGUGGGGUUACUCCCCUGGCUACCCCUCCAUCACGCCAGUAUUGUCCCCGCCCUCCUGCACCUACCAUCUGUUGCGGACAUGAAGGGGACUCCCAGCAACUUGGACACCCUGCUGUGGGUCUACCACUUCCACAGCUCCACCGAGGUGGCCCUACAGCCUCCGCUUCUAUCUUCCCUGGAACUUGCUGUGGCCGCAGCUCAGGAAUAUCUGGUGCAAAGGAUCAGAGAACUUAAGUCCCAGGACUCCCUGGAAUCCGAUAAGCCGCCUACCCAGAAGGCCACCUUAGGGCUGGUGCUAAGAGAAGCUGCCACCAGCAUCAUGAGCUUUGGCGCCACCUUGUUAGAGAUCUCAGCCCUCUGGCUGCAGCAGGAGGUGCAGCGAGUGGACAGCGGCGACGGUUGCCUGGGCCCAGCCCCGGACACUGGGGACCCGGGUAGGGCGCUGGCCCGCGUAGCCCUGGCCGCAGGUCAGGGGAUUCGGCAAGCUGGAGCAGCAGCUGGCUCAAGUGCCCGGUACCUGAUCCAGGGGGCGUGGCUCUGCCUGUGCGGACGCGGUUUGCACGGGUCCACCUCAUCCCUGCAACAAACCCUACGCCAACUGGGCCUUGGGGUCCCCCGGGAUCCGAGACACUCGGGAGACCUCAAGGUGGCAUCCAGCAGCAGUGAGGAGAACGAGGGGACCAAAUAAUCCAUCACCGUCCCAGCCCCACCCUGUGUCCAAAUAAAAGCCCAGAACGGGACAACUGCAA